UUGCUUUAUUGCUAAAAAAUUAAAUUUUUUUUCGCUUUACGUUGGUAGCCAUAUCUGUCAUUCCUGUCAUUGUCAUUUGCAAGUGACAAAAUUAAGUACGAAAGUAACAAUGGAUUUAAGACAACCUGAAAAAAAAACGAGACUUCUAAUUAUCUACGACGACCAAAUUUACGAUGAGCCCCCACAAUCCCCAAUAAUCGAAACCCUCAAGUUGAAGCAAAUAUCAGAGCUCAAAGAGCACGAAAACAAUACAGUAUUGCUUCGUAUACCAGAAGAAAAACUCACCGACUGUGUCCUAAACCGAGUUUUCUCAACAUGCAAACUCGGAGGUAAAGUCGUUGCCACUUGUAUCGAAAAAGAUGUGGAUGAUGUUGAAUUUAAUCUAAAACUGGCGGGUUUUGUUAAUGUGGAAGUGAAGACAACAAACUCGGGCAUAAAUGUGUUUGGUUUUAAACCAACAAACUUGUUCUUGUUUGGAAUCUGCCCUGGACUACGGAAACGCAAACAUGGAGACUGGAUAAAAUUUAACGUGACUGAUAAGGAAGAGCCUGAUCAGAUACUUGAUCCGGAUGAGUUGCUUGAUGAGGAAGAUUUUAAGCAGCCUGAAUCAGCGGCACUACAGUGUGGCACCUCUGAAAAGCGUAAAGCUGAAGAGGUGACUAAGGAAGUGCAGAAAUUACCCCUUGUGACAAGGUCAUCAUGUAGCAAUGUUAGGGCGGAAAGCGACUAUUUGGCGCGGCCAACUUGGCACCAAGAUGACUUGCGCCAAAGUAUCCCUGAGCCAAGUUGGCUUGGCUCUGAAAAGUCUCUCGCCGGAACGUCUGGCGCCAAAAUGUCUCGCGCCGAGUCGGACGAGCCAAUAUGUCUUACGCCGAGUCGGCCGCGGUAAGAUGGGAGCGCCAUCUUGACCUAGACAGUUGUUCUCUGGGGGAUGCAUUUCGGUGCGCUGGUUGUCAUCACAGGGGGUUGCCAGGUUAUAAGCCUGGCAAAAAUAUUCCGUUGGUUGGUUUUCAACUAAAGACAGAUAUUUAGAUAAGUUGGGUACUGGUUUACUUUGUGUAUUUUGUUUAUUAAAUUUGUAUUCACGUGGA
This is a messenger RNA of Zophobas morio, 1091 nucleotides long. RefSeq names its product anamorsin homolog. The coding region runs from base 110 to 889 and encodes 259 amino acids. Lineage: Eukaryota; Metazoa; Arthropoda; Insecta; Coleoptera; Tenebrionidae. The transcript is spliced from 4 exons. The record is from RefSeq and is a predicted model, not a curated record.